Messenger RNA from Euleptes europaea (tarantolino), 534 nucleotides. RefSeq names its product killer cell lectin-like receptor subfamily B member 1B allele B. The transcript has 4 exons. The record is from RefSeq and is a predicted model, not a curated record. Bases 1 to 534 code for a protein of 177 amino acids. Lineage: Eukaryota; Metazoa; Chordata; Lepidosauria; Squamata; Sphaerodactylidae.
AUGGAUGCUCUGGAGAAAGACUGUCACUGCCUGGGACCAACCAGUGGAACAGAAAAUAAGUCCGACCUGUCCCAACUGAAACAGUUUCUGUGUAAGCCACUUGACAACAGAAUAAAAGAGCAGUCCAGCUGUAGACUGUGUCCUCAGAACUGGAACCUUCAUGAGAACAAAUGCUACUGGAUCUCCAAAGAAAGGCAAACAUGGAAUAAGAGUAAGGAAGACUGCAAAGCAAAACACUCUCAACUGCUGGUGAUACAGAAUAAAGAAGAAGUGGUAAACCAGUUGCGUUGCUUACAGGCCUUUAUACGAAGUAUUAUGGAAGGGGAACAGCUGCUGUGGAUUGGACUAAAGGCUACAUUUCCUGAAAGAAGAUGGACCUGGUUAGACGGCUCUCCCUUGGAUGAUAAAUUAUUUCGGGAACUAGGUCCAGUUGAAGUAAACUUCUGUGGGAGACUGAAUGGGAACCAAAUAAUUUCUGAAGAAUGCAAUACAAUAGCCAUGUGGGUCUGUGAGACAGAAGCUCGCUUAAUAUAA